Punica granatum (pomegranate) is the source of this 1468-nucleotide messenger RNA. The record is from RefSeq and is a predicted model, not a curated record. NCBI's taxonomy places the organism in Eukaryota, Viridiplantae, Streptophyta, Magnoliopsida, Myrtales, Lythraceae.
GCUCAAGAUUACUGAUCUUAGCUCAAGAUGGCCGGCGAUGACAGAGACAAGGGAAAGGGAGUCGACAAGGUGCCGAUCAAUAUUUCGUCUCCGCUCUUCAUCAGUCCUUUUAAUAAUCCCUGGGUCACUAUUGUCCCGGCUCCACUUACCGGAGACAAUUAUUCGAGAUGGGCAAAGGCCAUGAACCGGGCCCUCCGGGCAAAGAACAAGAUCGGUUUCAUCGAUGGUUCCACAAAGAAACCGGAGUCAUCAACGAGCUUUGGUCCAUGGGAUAUGUGCAAUAAUCUGGUAGUCUCGUGGAUUUUUAAUUCGCUGGAUAAGACUCUUCAAAAGAGUCUUGCAUAUGUCGAUGACACGCAAGAGAUGUGGAAAGAGCUAAAGGAGCGACAUUCGCAAGGAAACGCUCAGCCGGUCUACUAAUUGAAGAAAGAAAUUAGUCGUCUCGAGCAAGGCACUGAAUCUGUGGUGAAAUACUACGCCACUUUGAAAGGCAAAUGGGAUGAGUUAGAGGAUUACGCAGAGGUCAUGGAUUGCACAUGUGAUGCGACAGCUCAGAUAGCCAGGGACAAGGAGGUUGAGAAACCGUACCAGUUUCUCAAGGGGCUGGCUGCAGAGCUCUAUGGCUCGGAGUGCUCAUAGAUCCUCAACGCCGACCCACUGCUAUUGUAUAUAAGGCGUUCUUGAUGAUCUAUCAGGAGAAGCAGAGAAAAUUUGGAACGUCGCGCAAAGAUGAUCAAAUUGAAGGGGCUAUUUGUGCUGCUGGACAUAUAGAAGGAAGAAGGGCAGGAGAGAAGCCUUUCUAUGACCAUUAUCAAAAGACAGAACAAUGGAGAAGCACAUGCUGGCAAUUACAUGGAUACCUGACUGAUUGGGAGCAGAAGAAGUCGGAGCAGAAGGGCAAACCAUUGAAAGGACGCGGUUCAGGGGAGUUGCUGGGGUGCAGCCAGGCUCGGGACGUGGUGCACAGCAAGCGCAUUCUGCCCAGCAGCAGCUCCAGAGCUCAGGUGGCUUCCAAUUGCGGAACCCAUCAUCUGCUCAUACGGUCGGGUCCGGUGGUUAUUCGUCGGAGGUUGCGGGAGUGGCUUUGAUGAACGGCUCGUUGGCCUUAGCUGGUAACAUCAGGGCUGGAGGCAUAACAAUCCCAGGUUUGUUAGAUGCCAAGUACCAAGAAUUGCUGAAUUUUAUCAGGAAAAUGAACGUCUCUCAGGACCUCACCUUGAAGAUGCUGGUUAGAGCGGGUGAGUUGUGGGGCAGGGUCUACUGCCUUCGGCUAGUGAAGACACGGCAUGUCUCUGUGGGAGCUAAACCAGAAGACUGGGAUGUGUGGCAUCGUCAUCUCGGUCACCCUUCGUCAAACGUUAUUAAAUGUUUGCCUCGAGUUACUGGGAAAGGUUCCCUUUCUGCUUAUUGCGAUGCAUGUUCUUGAGCUAAACAAACUCGAAGACCUUUUUUCCAUCAGUGAAAAUAA